Camelina sativa (false flax) is the source of this 1324-nucleotide messenger RNA. NCBI's taxonomy places the organism in Eukaryota, Viridiplantae, Streptophyta, Magnoliopsida, Brassicales, Brassicaceae. The record is from RefSeq and is a predicted model, not a curated record.
UUUUUUUCAAAUGGGAAAUUAGAUCUAGCUAGUGGCUCGUUUCGUUGCUUCAGAUCUCUCGCUUCGAUCAAUCUUCUUCUAGGGUCAAGGGCAUAAUCAAAACCAGAGAGCUAAGAAAAAAAUUGCUGUUGAAGCGGAAGAAGAAGUGGAAGAGGAAUAAGAAGGAUUAAAGAUGGCGGCUGGUGGAUUUUUGACUCGAGCAUUCGAGACGAUGCUCAAGGAGUCUGGGGGAAAGAAGUAUCCUGAUCUCCAGAAAGCUAUCCAAGCUUAUCAAGAUGGUUCCAAGGUUGUUACGCAGGCUGCAUCCUCGAGCAUAGAUGAGAGUUCACAAGCUGAAGGUGGAGGUGAAAAAACUGGAAGAGAAGCAGAUGAACAGCCAAAAGUCCAAAGUGCUGAAGUAGCCGAGCAGGCUAGCCAGUCAAAAAGCGGGACUAUAAACAUUUCAUUAGCAAAUGCUGGACACACGUUAGGGGGUGCGGAAGUGGAGCUUGUUCUAAAACCUCUACGCCUUGCAUUUGAGACAAAGAACUUAAAAAUAUUUGAUGCUGCUUUGGAUUGUCUUCAUAAACUCAUUGCCUAUGAUCAUUUGGAGGGGGAUCCGGGUUUGAAUGGCGGAAAAAAUUCUGCACCUUUCACCGAUAUUCUGAACAUGGUUUGCAGCUGUGUCGAUAAUUCAUCACCAGACAGCACUGUACUCCAAGUGCUGAAGGUUCUUCUUACAGCUGUUGCUUCAGGAAAGUUCAAAGUGCAUGGGGAACCGUUGCUGGGUGUUAUUCGAGUUUGCUAUAACAUUGCUCUAAACAGCAAGAGCCCAAUAAACCAGGCAACUUCUAAAGCAAUGUUGACUCAGAUGAUAAGCAUUGUAUUCAGGAGAAUGGAGACUGAUAUUGUUUCCGCAUCUUCCACAGUGCGUCAGGAAGAACAUGUUUCGGGCGACAGUUCAAGCCCUAAAAAUGAAGAAAUUACUGCAGCUGAUGAAAAUGAGAAAGAAAUGACCUUAGGAGAUGCACUCACUCAGGCGAAAGACACAACUCUUGCUUCUGUUGAAGAGCUGCAUACCCUUGUGGGCGGUGCUGAUAUUAAGGGUUUAGAAGCCGCCCUUGACAAAGCUGUGCAUCUUGAAGAUGGCAAGAAGAUAAAACGGGGCAUCGAGCUGGAGAGCAUGAGUAUUGGACAGCGUGAUGCAUUGCUAGUAUUCCGUACCCUUUGCAAGAUGGGUAUGAAAGAAGAUAGUGAUGAAGUCACAACGAAGACCCGUAUAUUGUCUCUUGAGCUUCUUCAGGUUAACCUAGUUACAUUAUUCUUCUAAGUUUGUAAGAAAAGC